Capsicum annuum is the source of this 819-nucleotide messenger RNA. RefSeq lists its product as uncharacterized. NCBI's taxonomy places the organism in Eukaryota, Viridiplantae, Streptophyta, Magnoliopsida, Solanales, Solanaceae. The coding region runs from base 1 to 819 and encodes 272 amino acids. The transcript has a single exon. The record is from RefSeq and is a predicted model, not a curated record.
AUGCACUCGCAGCCGGGAUUAAUAAAAGAAGUUAAGACAGAAAUUGAAGAUGUUGCACCUGAUGUUAUUCGAGGAGGUAUUGGCGAAGGUCCUCUUCAUCGUAUUGUUAGUCCAUCGAUUCAAGAAGAAGGGAGAAUGACUAAUGAUGCUCGAUCUGGUCACAAGAGGAAGAAAAUUAUUGAUUUAAGUAAUCAACCAACUUGCAACAUUGAUGUCAAUUUCCUUCUACAAGUCGCGUUUGCUUUUGAGGAAGUAAAUGCAAACCAAGAAGAAAGCACAAGAUCGGCGAAAAAAUCUAUUAGCAUGAGCCCAAGUCUUGAAUCGACCUUUCUAGCCAUUGUCAAAAAGCACGGAGACAUUACAAACGAUUGUCCGCUGGAGUCAGGUUACAUGCUGACUUCUGUUCUAGAAGCUAUAUGUAAGGCUGUCCAAGAGCUCCAACAGAAACAACUGACUCAAUUCAAUUGUGAUCUCUUGAGCUCCUAUUACUCCGUAGUCAGGGAUGCUGAGAAAAUGAAGGUGAAUGUCGACUGGUUAAGAACUCGACUUGAUGAGAUCAAAGAUGCGGUAAAUUGUAUUGUCGAGACAAAAAAGCUCAACGAUGAGAAGAAUAGGCUUGCAAAACAGAUUGAAAAUGAGACAAAGGAUCUCGAAUCAAUUAAUGCUGAAUUGGAGAAACUCCAGUCUGAAAUCGAAAGAAAGCAAAAUCUGCGCGACUUGGAUGUGCUAUUGACUGAAGAAGUGAGCAUUUUGAUCAAUGAUCGGGCACUCAAAAUUCAGCAUUUUCAAAACAUGCCGUUGAUGGAGGCAUUUCAGUAG